Orbicella faveolata is the source of this 9429-nucleotide messenger RNA. RefSeq lists its product as uncharacterized. Gene Ontology annotation, biological process: cell communication; motor neuron axon guidance. Gene Ontology annotation, cellular component: membrane. The record is from RefSeq and is a predicted model, not a curated record. NCBI's taxonomy places the organism in Eukaryota, Metazoa, Cnidaria, Anthozoa, Scleractinia, Merulinidae.
AAGCGCCAAACACCAAACGCCUAACGUAAGGUUAACGCACAACGAUUGAGCUCUGAAUCCGCCAAUUUGACGCUAGGGUCUAUUUACAGACCCGCCAUGUUCGGCAUGGUGUACGUUUGUUGUUGAACAGCUUGUUUCACACUCUCGAACUCUUAGAAUGCAAGAUACGCGCAAACUACUCUCUCGACUCUCCCUUAUCUUUCUCUGCACAGUUACUGCAGAAUUCUGAGAGUAGCGACCCGGCUUGAGAAAGCUUUUUCUCGCGCGCUCACGGGUUUAUCUGGACCGUUCCACCCAAACGUGACUUGAAAUUUUAAUUACAAAUGCUAGUUCUUGGUUUUUCUUCUUUCUCCGAGGUUUGUUUUCCAGUUUUACUGGUUUUUCUGGCUACAGAAAAAAAUAAUUUCAUUACAAAUUUCUAUCCCAUCUUGGUGUGAUUGAAUUUAUCCUCUUAAGACAAGGUAAUUUUGUUUUAGACGGUAAAGCCAUUAUAGAAUCAGUCACUGUUUACUUACUUAUUUUUUGUUUUCUAAAAUUAAGGUUCCUUGGUCUGGAUUUCUUGUUAAUUACGCUCACAAUUUUUUUCUAUUCCUAUUACAGCUUACUAGUUCAUCAGAUGUUAACGUGUUCCAUCAAACAGGUAACUUGUCUGUACUGGCUUUUGUGGCUGAACCGAGAUGGUAGAUUAGCGGGUCAGUGAGGCACGAGAAGGGCCCAGGACACCCACCUUUUUAAAGAAAUGUAACAAAAUGCCACCGCCCUACUAGUUUACAUACAACGAAAACACUGUGAGAAUCGGCUGUCACCAUGCCGCAGGCCCCUUGCCACUCUCCCGCUAAUCCCCUGCGCCGGGGAGUAACGGUAGAAAAGGAAUUGGUCUUAUUAUAUGACUAAGAGAGUUACUUGGUUAUGAUUGGUUGAGAACAGGCCAAUCCAUCAUUAAUUUUAAAUUUCCUUUGCAGUUCAAAUUAACGUGACGCUUUUGUUAUUUCCUUAGUCAUAACUUUGAAUUCACUUUUGUCCAUAAUCCCUUGGAGUAAUGGUCAUAUUAAUCAUCGUAUUACUCGUGACAUUUGACAAUUCUUUCAACUUACACUCGCCUAAAGACUUGUGCAAUUUUGACAAAAUUUUCAAACAUCACUCGGAGUGGAGAUCCUUGAUUGUACUCGCAUUCAUACGAUUACCUUUAGGAGUAAUGACAUACGCGCAUUACUGACUUACUUAAACAAGUGAUUUUUUUUGUGACAGGCGCUGUGGCGUGGAUCACAAUCACCGCUGACCACAAACUGGAGCAAAUUGAAUUUUCAAGAGGAGCUCAGCUAGUCAUCGCUGGCUCAGCUAAGAACCUAACCGUCGACAGCAUAACGGAUGACAAUACUGGCCACUUGUAUCUUCUAUCUUCCGUUCAACUUCAAAUAAACAGUCUUCUGUCGCCUUGCGCGCAAAUAUUCCACGGUGCAGAGCUCCUCUUGUCCGAUAUAAAACCAAAUGUUUCCUUGGAGCGCUCUGUUGAUAUAUACGGCGUGCUUACCAUCAAGGGAGACCCCACCGUCUACAUAGGAAAGGAACAGGGCGUGGUCACAAUGCAUCCGGGUUCUGGUCCCAAUGAGCUGAAGUUUGGAGAACUCAUCAUCGAAUCGAUGGGUCAUUUGCAGUUGUUGAACUAUGAUACACAAUCUCCAGAGUCCUGUCGAUGGUCGGUUUCUACAUCAGGAUCUAGAUUCAUACUGAGCGAUAGUUCAAAGAUGGACAUCAAAUGCCCGUGUAAUCUUACGGGUGAUCAGAUGACCAUGGGGCUCAAUUCCGCGCUGAAAAUUGAAGGCAACAGUUCUGUAUCUUACGUUUCCAUGAACGACGUCAAGAUAAGCGGGAUGUUUGACCCAGGGGUGCUUUCCCUGUUAGACGGGUGGAAAACCCUAAGGAUUGAAAGAUACGGUGAUUUGAGUUUCUUUCCUUACGGGGAUGCGAGACUUGAUACGUUUUACUCCAACGGAAAUUUUCACGUCGAAGGAGCUGUGUUCUUCAGAGGAAGAGAUCCAGCCGUGACUAGAACAAUCGAAGUUGACGAGUAUGGCAGCGUACAGUUUGAUUUGCCUCUUACGUCGAAUUCUUUGGCUUUUGUGCAAAACAACUCGCAGGAAUUCGGCUCCCACGGCAGACAUUCCCUGAACGGAACUUCACUAGUUCAUGCAGAUAUCGUUGUAGUCGAUGGGACGUGGCUGCCGAAAAAGCUUAAGAUCGAACCGGGAUGGAAAGAACUGACUGUAGAACAAGGUGGCAUGUUUCACUUUGACCCUGUAGGUGAAUUUCACCUGAACAGGUUUCAUCUCAAUGGUGAUGUAAAAUCGUUGAGUGCUGUGAAAAUGGCAGGCUUGUCCCAAGAGAGAAUUCUUCAAUGUGACGUUGGAUUUUACGGUGUGGUACUCAUCGAAUCCGUGGAUCUUACAACGAUUCCUUGCCAUGAAGUGUUUCUGUCAGGAACUCUGCGUGUCGGGAACUUGUCAAUAGGCACAUUAUGGGAUGAUCUAACAGUGAACGACACUAACGGGAGAUUUUACUUCGAGACUUCUGAGCCGCUGAACAUCAAUCGGACACGCGUCAGCGGAUUAAUGGAGACUGCAUCAGCGGUCGGACCCAGUGCUCCCUUAACUGGUGAUUCGUUUGUCAUAGAACCAACAGGUGAAGUCAGCAUUCACUAUCGAGCCCAGCCUUCCACAGUUGUUGACGGCGCAAUCAAUUCCACAUUCCACGUGACUACAGUUCAAGUGGAUGGUUUUUUUAAACUUGGUUCGCUGUACCUUGUCACCGACAACCUUAAUGUCGGAUCAUCGGGGCACAUUUCAGUGGAUGGUGGCGGUGCUCUCGGAGGAAUGGGGGCUGGAGCCGGAGCUCAAAAAGACAGCGGAGGCGCUGGGGCGAGUCACGGAGGUCGAGGGGGACGUGGGACACAGACACUGGCGCAGAGCCUGAUCUAUGGUGACAUUUUCACACCAGGAGGGUGGGGAAGUGGCGGUGGGAAUGGCAGUGGAAACACAGGUGGCGGACGCGGUGGUGGACGAAUUUUUCUUCAAAUCAGCGACUCGUUUAAUGUUAACGGGUUAAUUCAGACGAAUGGGCUUCCUGGACAGACCUCGACGAGUGGUGGCGGAAGUGGAGGGUCCUUGUGGGCAACCUGUCAUCAAUUUACCGGAAGUGGCAAAAUUGAGGCCAAAGGUGGUGAUGGGAACUAUUAUAGCGGUGGUGGCGCUGGAGGAAGAAUCACUGUAAACUACGUCAUCGGCGGUUUCCAUAGCGACCAAACAGAUGCAAGUGGGGGAAAGAAAGGAUCUGCGAGCAAUGUAGAACCUGGAGGGCCUGGGGUAAUAUACUUGGAUGGGAAAAUGCCCGUGGUCAAAAACUUACGCAUUGACAACAAAGGACUAAAACCCCUGGCUACCCUUAGCAAACAUUACGAUCAGUUCAUAUACACAGGAGCCGUAGCAUAUCUCAACCCUCCUUCGGACAAUUUUGUCUACGACUUUACACUGAUCGAAGUCUAUGGUGGUGGUCAACUGGUUUUCCCGCGCGCGGGAACCCAAGUGCAUGUGGAUACCAUAUAUGGUGAUGACACUGGUUACAUCCACGUGCCACCUUUCAAUACACUUAACAUGACGGGAACGUCGGAAUACAAACGGAUCAACGUGACGUGGGUGCCAUUUAUUUACGAAAACGCAACCUUUGUUUUACCAAACGGAACUGUAGAAAUACGCAGAGCGGAAAGUUUAAGUUAUCCGAGUAUACAGCGAAGCUCCGAGAUCAACUUCUGGGGAACCGUGUUGGGUUUUAAAGCGCACCUCAUGGUGGCUUAUGGAGCAACCGUUUCUUUUGAAGAGUCCUCUCCACGCAAUUUAAACUUUGUUGGCAUAACAGUGCAAAAAACAAGUCGACUUCUCCUGAAGAGCCUGCUGGGAGAUGAAUCUGAUGGCUGGACGGUAGAGGUUACUAAGGAUCAUGGACCGGUUUAUCGCGAAGGAGUGGUGACUAUAGAGGGUGACGGAACAUUUGAAGCUCGAUCGCUGACGAUGAAAGCUGAGUCACUCGUGGUAGAUCCACGCGGCAAAUUGACACUUGAUGGGCAAGGAUACCUCGCUGGUACUGGGCCUGGGUCUGGACCUGCAUCCUCAGAUGGCUCAGGAGCGGGAUAUGGUGGUAGUGGUGGGAAGGGAAGAGUAACCAUGGUAACUGGUGUGCCGUAUGGAGAUUACAAAAACCCUGGUGUUUUUGGAAGUGGCGGUGGACUGGGCUCCAGUGCUGGUACAGGAGGUGGAGUGUUGUCGUUAGAAAUAGUUGACACCUUAGUUGUUGAAGGGAGCAUAACUGUCAGUGGGAACAGUGGUAUUCAUAUCUAUACUAUAGUUUUAGGCUCCUUUAGUUGUAUACCAGCAAAAGCAUUAUUCAGCACUGGUGUAGCAAGAAAGCUCAGUCGCUUAAGAGUGGCGUGGGAAGCGAAACAAAUCGACGUGUAUGACCCUGAAGUGAAGACGUACACCUUUAAAGUGAAUGCAAACCGGAGACCUCAUGGACUGAAGGUUUAUAGCUUUGUCGGCGAUCGCACAGGAGUUCUCCACGUGGGACCAAACCAAAUCGUGAUUGGUCAGUUUGCCGAUCAUGAGUUAUUCGAAGUAAACGUGUUUGUUUACAAAGACGGGCACUUUCACUUACCACCGGCGUUCACGUGUUAUGGAAUUGAUAUCACUACUAGGGGAUACCUUGGCGUUGAGGACAUGACAGUCGCAAAAAGCUGUCGACUCUUCCUCGCUCUGACAGGUUCCACGGAACUCGCUAACAGUGAAGGCACUUACAGAUUUCAUUCGCUCACCGUGGCUGACGGGGGAGAGGUGACUUCCACUCCAGAUGUCAAUAGCAACUCGCUAACACUGGACAUCGAUGACGUCGCGAUUCAGGGUGGUGGAAUUCUCCACAUGGUGCGCAUGCGGAUUUUGGCUGGGAACUUCACUGUGGAUGAUCUGGGACAUGUUCGAGGCGACACGCUCGAUAACAGUUGUACCACCGGCGCAGGCAUCGCAGGUGCAGAUGGGUCCUCGGGUGCAGGGCAUGGUGGGAAUGGAGGACGCGGAAGGGAUCAAACACGUGUUGGAGUGGCAUACGGUCACGUGUACGAACCUGAACACUUUGGGUGUCGAGGUGGUGGCACAGGGGGAUUGGGCGGAGGUAUAAUACGCAUGUCCGUCAGGGGAAACCUGCAAAUUGACGGAAAGAUCAGCUGCAACGGUGCUGCUGGUCAGCAGUCUCGCUCUGGAGGAGGAAGCGGCGGAAGUAUAUGGAUUGACACCAAUUUAAUGAAGGGAUACGGAGCUGUGCAGGUCAAUGGAGGACGCGGCAAUGUGGAGACACUACACAAUUUGUUCCAUGGCGGCGGGGGAGCAGGAGGUCGGAUAGCAGUGUACUUCCGAAGUAACAGGACCUACAGUGGGGUGUUUGAAUCCUUGGGGGGAGAUGCUACCGGGGAAGCUCUCCCUGGUGGAGCCGGGACCGUGUUCCUGUACCAUCUCAUUCACAAACACCGCACACUUCUGUUAAACAAUGCCGGCAGAAAGACCCUCCCUGCCGAACAUAGAAUCAUUAACGACUACUCAGACCCAUCUCUGAUAUCAGGUAAAACGUGGCUCCUUCCAAGCUCUGGAGAAUACAACUUCUCGGGCAACCAAAAUUAUCACUUUGAAGAGCUACAAAUUUAUGGUGCUGCCCAGUUGGCCAUCUUAACCGAGCCGCACAAUCGGUCCGCAACGAUUUUUUUCCGAAACAUGAUCGGUGAUCGCACAGGGACCAUUCAUGUCGGCCACAACCAGACCAUGGAUUUGAUCCGACCAAGUAUCGAUUUACCGUUCAGUGUUCGUGUUUACCGAGGCGGGUUUCUCGGUCUAGCUCCAUCAACAGAAGUUCACGGAGUUGAGAUACAUGUAGAUGGUGUGAUAUCGUACAUCAGAAACUUAACAUUACAUCAUGGCGGACUGUUGGCGUUGAGGGAAGACUCGCGGACUGGGAACGAGGCAAUGGAAAACGAUUUCAAGUUUGACUUUAUCCGUGUGCAGUUUGAAGGUGUCGUUCAAAUGAUGUCGUCACCUGUAACACAUAAUGGGAUGAAUUUGACCGUGCGAGUACUGCAUAUCGAGGGUGGUGGUAAAGUAGAAGGAAGUGAUCUUCGAAUCCUUGCUGAAAACAUCAGUAUCAACACAGAGGGUCUUUUGACAGUUAGUGGCCACGGGUAUAGACAUGUUGAUGGAACGGGCAAAGGUGUUCAUGGGACGAUCAACCGAGGACUUGGGCCUGGAACUGGCGUGGCAGCCUCUGGUGGAGGUCACGGGGGCACCGGAGGAAGGGGAAAGAGAACGCCUAAAGUAGGCUUACCCUACGGAAACAUGUACGAACCAAUAGAGUUUGGAAGUAGUGGCGGAGGAGCUACUGGAAAACAAGGUGCUGGGGGUGGAACAAUUUUUUUGAACGUCACCAAUCUUUUGGAAAUCGAUGGUGCUCUCUCGGCCGACGGUGCUGACGCACAACCCCAGGGAGGAGGAGGCAGUGGCGGUAGUGUAUGGAUCUACUGCUACAUCAUCAAAGGAUUCGGAAAGAUCACUGCUAAUGGCGGCUCAUCUCCAGAAGAUACUUCGGUUAAUCAUUAUCACGGGGGUGGCGGAGCAGGCGGACGUGUUGCUGUCUACUUCACGAAGAACGAUACUUUCUCCUACUUCAGUUACCAAGCUCAUGGAGGACAAGCCAAGGAAGGUCUACAGAAUGUGGAAAAUGGCGGACCAGGGACUGUGUUUCUGUAUCAUUUGGUGCAUACCCAUCGCACAUUGCUCAUUGACAACAAUGGUGGCAAACCGCUGAAUAAACAUAUCAACUACGCUAAGUUGGACGAAGAAGGCGGCAAGGCGUGGGUGAUGCCUGAGUCAGGAAUCCAUCAUUUCGCUGCCCAGGAACACAAGUUUCACUUCGAGGAGUUACAGAUCUACGGCAGAGGGCAUCUGGGUGUUUGGCCUCGCGCGGGGAACGACUCAAGAAAUGUCUCGCUCUUCUUUAGAUACAUGAUCGGUGAUAGGAGCGGUAUGGUGCAUAUAGGAGAUAAGCAAGUUAUGGACUUGAAACGGCCUGAGAUUGAUCUCCCCUUCAGUGCGCAAGUCUACAGCGGAGGGUUUCUUGGUCUGGCCCCUGACACGGAAAUCCAUGGCGUGGAGAUUAUCGUGCGAGGUAUUCUGGCCUACAUUCAAAAUAUCACUUUGCACCAUGGUGGUGAGUUGUGGUUGAAUCAUGGCGGACAGACAGACAGUGAGGUAGCCAACCAUUACGACUUUGACAUCAUCCGAAUCCAGGAUACAGCAAUCAUCCACUGUGUCACAUCUCCGAUUAAUGACCCAGGCAUUAUUUUUACAACUCGCGCGGUGUACAUUGAAGGAGGGGGACUGAUGCGAGGUUCCCGCCUCACAUUUGUGACAGAAAAUAUCACAAUCGACGAUGGUGGGUCGCUGAUUGCGGAUGGUCUUGGUUACAAUACGUCACAUGGUUACCAAGGAAACGACUUUUACGGGUCCCCGAUCAAUCCCGGCCACGGUAUUGACGAUAACGAAGGAGCGUCCGGAGCUGGUCAUGGCGGCAGCGGGGGACGAGGAAGCCUUACAUCGGGGACUCCUAAAACGGGCUUCGCCUACGGGGAUUUAUACGAGCCGUACAUAUUUGGUAGUGCGGGUGGUAAGGGCUGGAGUGGCACCCGAGGGGGUAAUGGUGGGGGUAUGCUGUGGAUGAACGUGACAGGACUGAUCGAUGUGGAUGGUUUGGUGUCAGCUAAUGGUGAAGAUGCGUUAUCACUGACCGGAAGUGGAGGUGGUAGCGGUGGAAGUAUCUGGAUGUUUUGCAAGACCAUCAGAGGUUAUGGCAGAAUAGCGGCUAAUGGAGGGGCCGGCUCGAGUCACAUUUCAUACCCUGGGGGUGGUGGAUCGGGAGGCAGAGUUGCUAUAUACUUUCAGGUGAAUGAGACAUCCACGUACUUCGUGUAUGAGGCGCGAGGUGGAAGGGCUCUUGGAUGUGAGGUUGGCAAAGAGCAUCUCUGUAAAGCCGAGGCUGGUGGCCCGGGUACUGUAUUUCUGUAUCACAUGAUUCACACGCACCGCACUUUACUCAUCCACAACGGAGGACAAAAACCACUGGUAUCCGCAAUAGCGGACUACAAUGAUUUAACAGCAGACGGCUGUCGCGCUUGGAUUUUACCACAGUCAGCAAAUCACGACUUUGCUGGGAAGGGACGUGAUUUUCACUUUGAAGAACUUCAGAUCUAUGGAGGCGGUCAUCUGGCUUUACUAACCGAACCAGUUGCGCGUAAUGCGUCGCUGUUUUUCCGUCACAUGAUCGGGGAUCGUACCGGUACCCUCCACGUCUCGACCAAUCAAGUCAUGGAUUUACACCGGCCGGAAAUAGAUAUCCCGUUUAGUGUACACGUCUACGCCGAAGGAUAUCUCGGCCUGGCGCCGUACACGGAAGUCCACGGCGUAACGUUGUUCAUUUCCGGCACGGUAGACCACAUUCAGAACAUGACGAUACAUCACGGCGGAGCGUUCUGGAUGUAUCACGGCGGAAACACAGCCAAUCAAACCAACAGUUCGUUCGAAUUUGAUACCGUUCGAGUGCAGGACAACGGCGUCAUGCAAGCCUUCACUUCUCCAAUCAUUCAUCCUGGAAUCACUAUCAUUGCCAGAGCAUUCUUUAUCGAGGGAGGCGGACUGUUCCAUGGCACAAGAAUGACUGUUCUUGGAGAGAAUAUCACCAUUGAUGACGGAGGCCUGAUGUCGGCGGAUGGCCAAGGAUACAACAGGAGUCACCCACAAGGAUCAGCACUUCACGGCAUCAUCAACCCAGGCAUCGGAUCCUCAAACAUCUACGGUUCCUCAGGCGCUGGCUGUGGAGGCCGAGGGGGACGAGGCACACAUUCCGCAGUUGUCGGAACUGCUUACGGAGAUCUAUACGAACCCGUCAGAUUCGGAAGCUCGGGCGGAGGAGAGAAGUCAGGAAGAGGAGGUGGCGUGAUCUGGUUCAAUGUCACCAACGUCAUUCAAAUAGACGGCGAGGUUUCUGCGGACGGACUCGCUGGCGGUGAUUCUGGUAGUGGAGGCGGGAGUGGAGGAAGCAUCUGGAUGCAUUGUUACCGAAUGAAAGGUGCGAAUGUAAAAUUGGAUGUCCUCGAUUGCUUAGUCUCUUUUUUUUGUCGGUUUCAAGGUUGUUGCAGUCCUGGGGUAUUUUCUAUAUUUCCAGUUAUUUGAUCAAUAGAAUUCUCCUAAUAUACUUUUUCAAAGUUUGCGUUCUGAAUGUUCUCGCCAUCGCAUACUAUUUAACAAUUACAUUAUGAUGAGACCGAAGGCCGAAUCAUCUAUCAUCUCAUAG